AUGAACCGAAAGAUCACCUCAAGGUUCGAGAUCCCGGCAGCAUCUUUCAGCUUGUUCAUGCUUUUGACAAUCACAAUAUGGAUCCCGUUUUAUGACUGUAUUAUGGUCCCGUUUCUAGCAAAAUUUACACACGAGCCUCGUGGACUCAACCUGAAAACCCGAAUGGGAGUUGGGAUAAUAUUGUCAAUCAUGGCCAUGGUAGUAUCCGCAAUCGUGGAAACCAUAAGGCGUGAUUUAGCAAACUCAAACACGACGGUUGUCAUGUCAGCAAUGUGGUUGGUCCCACAGUUUGUAUUACUAGGUUUAGCUGAAGCGUUUAAUGCAAUUGGACAAUUGGAGUUUUAUUAUUCCGAGCUCCCAAGUAGUAUGUCGAGUUUAGCAACGGUUAUGUUUAUGGUGAGCAUGGCGGUUGCUUCGCUUGUUGUAAGCCUUUUAACUAAUAUUGUGGACUCGGUUACUAGCCAAGGAGGUGGCGUAAGUUGGCUGUCGAGUGAUAUCGACGAGGGACACGUGGAUUACUAUUAUUGGUUGCUUAGUUUCUUGACUUUGCUCAACUUUGUCUACUAUUUAAUUUGCUGUCGUGUUCAUCAGAGUUUUUCUUCGUCGGAAAGUAGGUUGUCCCAUGCCGUCGAUGAAGAAAUAUUUGAUGGCAUUGAAGGCAAACCUUGA
Molecule: messenger RNA, 669 nt
Organism: Helianthus annuus (common sunflower)
Lineage: Eukaryota; Viridiplantae; Streptophyta; Magnoliopsida; Asterales; Asteraceae
Product: protein NRT1/ PTR FAMILY 1.2-like
Exons: 1
Coding region: 1-669 (222 amino acids)
Biological process (GO): transmembrane transport
Cellular component (GO): plasma membrane
Molecular function (GO): transmembrane transporter activity
Source: RefSeq, a predicted model, not a curated record